UGAUUCAGUGGCAAUAUCGCAAUUGAAGCCAACUUCUUUGCACACGUAAUUUUUAAUCGCCUGCCUGGUGGCGUUAUCCUGCCACUGUCUAGGGUUCCUUGCUCCGGUAGUCUCCAAGGAAGAUGAAGGGGAAGGCCAUAUCUGGUGAAUUUUUGACACAAGAACACCAUGUUAAAGGGUCAGAGAUCUUUAUUGGUGGCUUGUCUCGUUCUGUAACAGAAAGCGAUAUACAUGAGCUCUUUUCCCCUUAUGGAAUGAUAAUUGAGUUAAGGAUGAUGAAGGAUCAAGAUGGUAACUCAAAGGGUUUUUGUUUUGUUCGAUUUGGUCAAAAGGAAUCAGCUUCCAGAGCCAUUAGGGAGAAGGAUGGUUUUGUGCUCCAUGGGAAGAGUAUGGGUGUUGAUUUUUCUUCAGAUCAAGAUUCACUGUUCUUUGGGAAUCUCCGUAAAGACUGGAGCUUGGAAGAAUUUGAAAAACUUGUUCACCAGGCAUUUAAAGAUGUUAUCUCAGUGAACCUCCCAAUGUCCCCAAUUGCUGGAGAUUCUAUGGCAGGGAAAAGGAGACUGAAUCGCGGAUUUGCUUUUGUGCAUUUCUCUUCUCAUGCUGCCGCAGCACGAGCACAUCGCAUUGGAUCAAAACCGGAUUUUCUUCUUGAUGGUAAUUGGCAUCCUGUAAUAGAUUGGGUUGAGAAGGAUCCUGAAAUCGAUCCUGAAGAGCUAGCAAAGAUUAAGACUGCUUAUGUCGGAAACCUUCCAAAAGAUGCUGAUGAAGAUUACCUAAGGAAGAUGUUUGAUCCACUAGGAAAGAUUGAGAAGGUUGCAGUUUCACGAAAAGGCCCCUACCCAGUCGGAUUUGUCCACUUUGCUAGACGCUUAGAUCUGGAUUAUGCAAUCAGGGAAAUGGAUGGGCAAAUAGUACAGGGACCCUAUAGAGGGCCAAAGUUCAAAAUCCAGGUUGCAGUUGCAAGGCCUGUCGUGAUGGGGAAACGUCCUCGCGUUGAGCUGAAAAGUAAAUCUCCUAGUGAGGCUGGAGUUCUACCUCAUUCAUAUGAAGACCUCACUUCAGAUUCAUUUGAACGUAAAUCAAAGGCACUUAGACUUACUAACCAGGCCUAUGAUGAUGGUGUGGGUCCAUAUGAGGCAACUGUCAUCACCUUACCGGCAGCUGUUAAAGAACGCCUUCUUCGAUUGUUUCGUCGGGGGAUUGCUACUCGAUUUGAUUUGGAUCUUGGUUGCAUCACAAGUUUGAAAGAGCUUCCUGGAUCUUUAGCGACGGCUAUUCUUGAUCAGUUUAUGAUAUCAGGUGCUGAUAAGCGUGAUAAGAGAGCAUACUUUCUGUCAUUGCUUUCUAAGGUGGACAGGUUUGCAAGAGGCAACCCACUGUACCAGACACAGAAGUCAAUCGACUAUUUGCCCGAAGAAUCUGAGCUGACUAGUCUACCGGCUCCAGUUCUUUUAGAAGAAAUUGAUCAUCCCAGCCCUAGGUACAGAAUUUCACCACCAGCACGAUACGCUUCUAACUCUUCACUUUAUGAUAGUCCACCGCGCUCUCGACAAAGUGUCGGAAGACUGAUAGAAGCAGCGCCUUCAUCAUAUAGCCGUCCAAUCUCCCCAGCACGAUAUCGCUCUGCUGCAGGAUCAAGCAUUCGACUCGCCCCUGAGAAAUAUCCCGCUGAGCGUCGGCAAAUAAGGUUUGAUCCUUUCACCGGCGAGCCCUACAAGUUUGAUCCAUUCACAGGAGAGCUGAUAGGGUCAGAACCGCGCAGCCGACAUUCAGGGAGCUACUUCUGAUCUCUCACGCAGUGCUGCUCAGUGUAUGCCUCCUGUUAAAUUCUUUAGAUAUAUUAUUGUUCAGUUUAACAUUAAGUUAUCCAUUUUCUGCAGAAUAAUAUUUGUGAGUGCCAUAAAAUUACAUUCAUUGAAAUGCCUAAUCUUACGCUGGAGGAUACAAGAUUGUAUCAUAAUAGUCUGUUUUCAAAGGACCAAGAGUAAUUGAUUAAAUUUGCUGGUGA
This is a messenger RNA of Zingiber officinale, 2008 nucleotides long. RefSeq lists its product as uncharacterized. Gene Ontology annotation, cellular component: nucleus. NCBI's taxonomy places the organism in Eukaryota, Viridiplantae, Streptophyta, Magnoliopsida, Zingiberales, Zingiberaceae. The coding region runs from base 123 to 1787 and encodes 554 amino acids. The record is from RefSeq and is a predicted model, not a curated record. Gene Ontology annotation, molecular function: mRNA binding. The transcript is spliced from 18 exons.